Molecule: messenger RNA, 1257 nt
Organism: Hibiscus syriacus
Lineage: Eukaryota; Viridiplantae; Streptophyta; Magnoliopsida; Malvales; Malvaceae
Product: ethylene-responsive transcription factor 3-like
Exons: 1
Coding region: 370-1059 (229 amino acids)
Biological process (GO): regulation of DNA-templated transcription
Molecular function (GO): DNA-binding transcription factor activity; DNA binding
Source: RefSeq, a predicted model, not a curated record
CACCAAUCGUCUUCUUCCUCUGUUUAGCUUUCCCUUUCAUUUUUCCUUUCCUUGCCUUGCCUUCCCAUUUCCAUCUGCCUUCUUUCCUUCUUCCCCUUUCCGUUGGUUUCUCUCCUUCUUAUCUUCAAUCUCGCUUGGUUUCUGUUUUUAGAUUCAUAAAUAGGUUGGUUUUGGGUGGGUUGAUUUGGUCAGUUUACUUUUUUCUUUUUUAAUUUUUUUGGGUCAAUCUGUAAUCUUCUCGUUAACCCUUUUUGAUUGUUAUAAAUAUUAUUACUAUUCUUUCAAUAUUUUUAAGCUUUAAAUCUGGUUUUGUAUUACCCUUUUUAAGGGGUUGGGUGAAUCUGAAGUUUUUUUUUAAAAAAAAUUCCGAUGAGGAGAGGUAGAGGUGCUGCUGCUGCUGCUGCCGCCGCAGCAAACGCCGUUGCUACGAAACCGGCACUACUACCCAGCGGAUCUAUUAAAGAACCGAGAUACAGAGGUGUUAGGAAAAGACCAUGGGGCAGAUUUGCGGCCGAGAUUCGAGACCCUUGGAAGAAGACCAGAGUGUGGUUAGGGACCUUCGACUCAGCGGAGGAUGCUGCUAGGGCUUACGAUGCGGCGGCGAGGUCACUCCGUGGACCCAAAGCGAAAACAAAUUUCCCCUUAAAUUCAUCAAAUCUCCCGGCUUUUCCUUUCGACACGAAUCAUCAUAACAACAACGGGUUCAUCGACCAGCACCGGUUAUAUACGAUGGGUAAUUUUCAUGAGCACGAAGUGAAUCCGCAGAGACCGACGAGGAGUGGCAUGAGUAGCACGGUGGAGUCGUUUAGUGGACCGAGACCGGCUCAACCACCGCAGCAGAAAUCGACUGAUUUUGCGGUGGUUUCAGCUAGGAAGUACCAUCCAAGGACGCCGCCGGUGGUGCCGGAGGAUUGUCAAAGUGACUGUGAUUCAUCGUCAUCGGUUGUCGACGACGGAGAUAUCGCCUUGUCUUCGUGCAGGAAAACUUUUUCUUUCGAUCUCAACUUUCCGCCGUUGGAUGAAGAUGAUGAUCUCCAGUGUACCGCUCUAUGUCUCUGAACACGGUGAUAGUGAUUAAAUGACCACUGCGUCGGUGGUCAAUUAUUAAAUCUUCUCUUUUUUAAAAAUUUAGCUCUUUUUAAGCCGGGGAAAGAAGGGAAAAAACAUGAGACAUGGUUAAGAUGAAAUGGUCUUAAUCUCUACGAGUAUGAACUUUGAACCCUUUGAUUUUUAUCAAAUGAUGAUAUCUUUGUUGUU